Macrobrachium nipponense is the source of this 1707-nucleotide messenger RNA. RefSeq names its product dynein axonemal heavy chain 5-like. Gene Ontology annotation, biological process: microtubule-based movement. Gene Ontology annotation, molecular function: dynein intermediate chain binding; minus-end-directed microtubule motor activity; dynein light intermediate chain binding. Lineage: Eukaryota; Metazoa; Arthropoda; Malacostraca; Decapoda; Palaemonidae. The record is from RefSeq and is a predicted model, not a curated record. Gene Ontology annotation, cellular component: dynein complex.
AUGGGGCAUUGUGCAUCUGUUCCUUAUAAUCCCCAUCCUCAAGUAUAUCUGUAUAUCAUCUGUCGAUUAUAUGAGCUCUAUUAUGCCCUUACUUUUAUAUUUCCCAUUAGUCUGCUGAUUAAAGACCAUUCUCUGGGAGAGCAGUUUGCAGAUAGCAGCAUCUUAGAUCUAGAGGCAACUUUGGAAGAAUCGGACAGCAGGACUCCGCUGGUGUGCCUCUUGUCCCAGGGGGCAGAUCCUACAGCUCAGAUUGAAGCAUUAGGCAAAAUAAAGGAAACAUUGAAGACACUUCCAUGGGUCAAGGCAAGCCAUCCCACGCCAGACGACCUUCUCUCGGAGUCGAUGGUAGUUGGAACCGGUGGUUGUUUGCUCCAGAAUUGUCAUUUGAGUCUGGAGUUCUGUCAGGAGGUGCUCGACUCCGUCACCGAUUACAGUCACAUUCAUAAAGGAUUCAGACUUUGGCUCACUACAGAAGUUCAUCCAGAGUUUCCAAUUGGCCUCUUGCAGGACCUCCUAGACUACUCAAACGUGCACCAGUGGCCAAGACUUCUUUAUGCCACAGCCUUUCUGCACACCGUGGUCCUUGAACGAAGAAAGUUCGGGUCGCUUGGCUGGAACGUUCCGUACGAAUUUAAUCAGGCGGAUUUUCAUGCAUCGGUCCAGUUCAUACAAAACCACUUGGAUGACAUGGACCACCCAAAGAAGGGUGUGUCUUGGGUCACUGUGUGCUACAUGCUGGGGGAAAUCCAGUAUGGUGGACGGGUCACGGAAGAUUUUGACAAGAGAUUGUUGCUAACGUUUCUGCAUGUUUGGUUUAAUGAAAGACUUCUCGCUUCUGAUUUUCGAUUUUUCCAGGGUUACGGCCUCCCAAUGUGUAAGAGCCAGGCGGAUUACCUGGAGUUUGUGAAUCUAUUGCCACCUACCGAUUCUCCUGAAGUUUUUGGCCUCCAUCCAAAUGCUGACAUUACAUAUCAGAUCAACACUGCCAAAGGGAUCUUGGACACAAUCCUCAGCAUGCAGCCGAAGGAGGGAGGACAGAGAGGAGGCGAAACGCGUGAGGCUGUGGUAUCUCGAUUAGCCAAUGAUAUGUUGUCGAAGUUGCCUGAGGAGUACAACAUGCAUGAGAUACGUGAAGCUCUUCAACGAAUGGGCGCCAUUCUUCCCAUGAAUAUAUUUCUUAGGCAAGAAUUGGAUCGGAUGUUAAAGGUGCUGAAGGCUGUGCGUAGCACUCUGCUUGACAUGAAUCUUGCAAUUGAAGGCACCAUCAUCAUGAGUCCAGCAUUGAAAGAUACGCUCGAUGCCAUGUACGAUGCGCGAGUCCCUGAACAUUGGAGGAAGGUAUCCUGGGAAUCUUCAACUCUCGGCUUUUGGUUUACAGAGCUUCUUGAGAGAGAUGUCCAGUUCCGAAAAUGGUACAUGCUAGGAAGACCGAGGUGUUUUUGGAUUACUGGGUUUUUCAACCCUCAAGGUUUCCUCACAGCUAUGAGACAGGAAGUAACUCGUCAACACAAGGGCUGGUCUCUCGACUGCGUGAUUCUUCAGAACCUGGUGACGUUUAAUAGAGAAGAAAUCCACGAACACCCACCAGACGGGAGUUUUAUAUUUAUGGGCCUCUUCUUGGAAGGGGCUUCUUGGGAUCGAAAGCAGUGUCGUCUUAUUGAGUCAAGGGCUAAGAAACCUGGACAUUACAGAGAAGGGGGAACAUAA